ACAGUGACACAUUGCUACUCUCUUCUUCCCAAUAUCACAUAUCUCUCUCUCUCUCUCUCUCUCUCUCUCUCUCUCUCUCUCUCUCAAAAGCGUGUGCCUGCCUGUGAGCUCUGUGACUGACUGUCUCCGGCCACUAAGGCACUAACUGGCGCGCGCGCACGCACGCCCUUGCGCUCUUGGAGUCUUGCGAACCAGAUCAUUUCACUUCAGAUCGACCACCGGUUGCUUGCUUGCUUUGCUUGCCGCCAUUCCUAGCUACCGAGCUAGGAAACUAGCUAGCACCUGCAGCCCGGCCGGCCAGCAGGCGCCGUGUCCUGGUUCGCGUUGGGCGUCGUGAGCUGCCGGAGACAGAUGAGCCGGCGCCGGUGCCACGCCGCCGUCCUCCUCGCCGCCGUCCUCUUCGCCGCGGCCAUGGUUGUCACCACGGGGAGGCCAAUCCGUUUGCCAGCAGGCGCGCUCGCGAGGAGAAUAGACUCGUCGACGAUGAUCACCAGGAGCACAUCGACGGUUGAUGACGACGAUACCACGCCACCUCGCCGGCGGUGGCUCGUCGGGCCGGGGUCGUCGCCGCCGACGUGCCAGGCCCGGUGCGGGCGGUGCACGCCGUGCCGGGCGACCCGCGUGGCGAUCCAUUCGGAGGUGGGACCCCAGUGGGAGUACUACCCGGAGGUGUGGCGCUGCAAGUGCGGCAACAAGCUCUCCAUGCCGUAGCUAGCUUUCCUGCGUGUUCUCGAAAAAGAAAGGCGAUGGCGUUAGUUUUGGAAAUGGUACAAAAUGAACGGGAGAAGAGAGUUAAAGACGAUUGAUUAGAUCAUUAGGCGUGCGUGGUGUUGUAUAUGCAAAUCAAGAUCUUGACUGCUUCUAUAUAUUGCUCGUUUUCUGUUCUUGAAUAUUUCUUGAACAACUGUACUGUCGACUUGUAAUUAUAUUGUAGUACUUUUACC
This is a messenger RNA of Phragmites australis (common reed), 944 nucleotides long. RefSeq names its product EPIDERMAL PATTERNING FACTOR-like protein 6. Lineage: Eukaryota; Viridiplantae; Streptophyta; Magnoliopsida; Poales; Poaceae. The record is from RefSeq and is a predicted model, not a curated record. The transcript has 2 exons. Gene Ontology annotation, biological process: guard cell differentiation; stomatal complex development. The coding region runs from base 352 to 711 and encodes 119 amino acids.